AUGCAGAACUGUGAAGUACUGUUGAUUCGUCCCCCUCCUCCCCCUUCCCCCUCGCCUCCUCCUAAGGGCCAUCCAGCCCUCCUCCCCCUUCCCCCUCGCCUCCUCCUCCUAAGGGCCAUCCAGCCCUCCUCCCCUGUCCCCUCGCUUCCUCCUCCUAAAGGGCCAUCCAGCCAUCUUCCCCCUUCCCCCUCGCUUCAUCUUGCUAAGGGCCAACCAGCCCUCCUCCCCCUUCCCCCUCGCUUCCUCCUCCUAAGGGCCAUCCAGCCCUCCUCCCCCUUCCCCCUCGCUUCCUCCUCCUCCCCCUUCCCCUCGCUUCCUCCUCCUAAGGGCCAUCCAGCCCUCCUCCCCCUUCCCCCUCGCUUCCUCCUCCUAAGGGCCAUUCAGCCCUCCUCCCCCUUCCCCCUCGCCUCCUCCUCCUAA
Messenger RNA from Closterium sp. Naga37s-1, 420 nucleotides. Lineage: Eukaryota; Viridiplantae; Streptophyta; Zygnematophyceae; Desmidiales; Closteriaceae. The record is from the annotation of a GenBank genome assembly.